This is a messenger RNA of Zerene cesonia (dogface butterfly), 7381 nucleotides long. RefSeq lists its product as uncharacterized. The transcript is spliced from 20 exons. Gene Ontology annotation, biological process: positive regulation of DNA-templated transcription; protein autoprocessing. Gene Ontology annotation, cellular component: nucleus; endoplasmic reticulum membrane. Bases 337 to 3792 code for a protein of 1151 amino acids. Gene Ontology annotation, molecular function: DNA-binding transcription factor activity; sequence-specific DNA binding. NCBI's taxonomy places the organism in Eukaryota, Metazoa, Arthropoda, Insecta, Lepidoptera, Pieridae. The record is from RefSeq and is a predicted model, not a curated record.
GCCUGGAUGACGUUCGCCUGUGUUUUUGUCGUGUGAACUUUUAUAUGGAGAAUAUUUUGUGAUAACGCAAUAUUAGAAACGUAAAAAAAUAAACAAAUACGCGAAAUUUGUGGAACGUUUAGUGCCGACUCUUAAUUUAUUAUGGUGCAUUGUUAUAAUUGUCACUAGAUAAAGUCAGAAGGAUAGGUGUCUGAUAGUGAUUGUGUCCUAUCAUAUUUAAUAUAAUACGUAAAAUGUGUGCUUACAAUGAGUGUUAGUGAUGUGAAAAAAGUGAACAGAAAUGGGUGUCAGAAUAAAACAUCCGUUCAAAGAGAAAUAUUAUAGUUGCCCACCAAAAUGGAUAUGAUUUCGGAUCUAUCGCCAUUAAGUCCGGGUUUGAUAGACGAGUUGGAGGCUUUCAUGGCGCCGGUGAGUGAAGGCUGCUUCCCGCCGCAGCCGCUCGACGCUCGGCGAGUGGGCGGCCACCAGCUACCAGAAAGCCCACCAGACUCCGGCUCCGAGAACCCCUACAGCCCAGACACCCAGGUCUCCCACACGAUCUCGGUAUCCCAGACCAUCUUGGGCCCAGACUACAUGCUAGUACCUGAACAUCUGAACAUCCACGAGGUGCUGCAAAAUGGUGAAUACAUUUACGAAGAGUUAAAAGACAAUCUGGAUGAUGUAGUGGUGAUGCCAGAGAGCGAUCUGGGACUAAGAACGGUCCGCCACGAGAUGCUGCCGGAGACGGUGUACCAGAACAGAUACAACCAGAUGAGGAUGGAGAUGGAAAUGGACCCGGGGAUAAUGACGCCGAUCGUGCUCGGCCACGAGGCGCCAGUGUACACUAACCUGCAGGAACCGAGCGGGAAGAAGAGGAAGCUGUCGCAGGAUGUGAAUUCGCAAGUUAAAUGCGAGCCAGCUGCGCUAUCGCCGGAGACGAUAGCCCGUCCCCCCCCUUCGGUGGACGGGUCGGAGGCGGGGGACGACGCACCGCAGCAGAGCAUACGAUUCGCCACCUUCCAGCAGACCGCUUGGCAUGCCUUGUUCGACGCCAACUUGAAGCCCAUCGCCACGCCCUCUUACGUAGUCGGGGCGGAUAAGGGUUUCAACUACUCCCAAAUAGACGAGGCUUUCGUCUGCCAGAAGAAGAACCACUUCCAGGUGACCUGCCAGAUGCAGGUGCAGGGCGAGCCGCAGUAUGUGAAAACUGUGGACGGUUACAAGAAGAUCAGCAACUUCUGUUUGCAUUUUUAUGGCGUGAAGGCCGAGGACCCGAGCCAAGAAGUGAGGAUCGAGCAGAGUCAGUCGGACAGGACAAAGAAACCUUUCCAUCCUGUACCGGUGGAGCUGCGUCGCGAAGGGGCAAAAAUAACUGUCGGGCGAUUGCACUUCGCCGAAACGACGAACAACAACAUGCGGAAGAAGGGCAGACCCAACCCUGACCAGCGGCAUUUCCAACUGGUGGUAGCCCUCAAAGCUCAUACCGGUUCAGCCGCGCACAUUGUCGCGGCGCAGGCCAGCGACAGGAUCAUUGUUCGGGCAUCAAACCCUGGACAGUUCGAGUCGGAUUGCUCAGAGAACUGGUGGCAGAGGGGCAUGUCUGAGAACAGUGUACACUAUAACGGGCGUGUUGGCAUCAACACCGACCGACCGGACGAGUCCUGUGUUAUUAAUGGUAAUCUAAAAGUCAUGGGCCACAUAGUGCACCCGUCGGACGCGCGGGCGAAACACGACAUACAAGAGCUGGACACCGCACAGCAGUUGAAGAACGUGCAGAGUAUACGGGUGGUCAAGUUCAACUACGACCCGUCGUUCGCGGCGCACUCGGGGCUGGUGGGCUGGGACCCGGUGCGCGGCGCCGCCGACACGGGCGUGCUCGCGCAGGAGCUGCGCGCCGUGCUGCCCGACGCCGUAAAGGAGGCAGGCGACGUCACGCUGCCCAAUGGCGACACCAUACACAAGUUCCUCGUGGUGAACAAGGAUCGAAUCUUCAUGGAAAACCUCGGCGCCGUGAAGGAACUGUGCAAGGUGACCGGCCACCUUGAGUCUCGUAUAGAUCAAUUGGAGAAGAUCAAUAGGAAGCUGUGCAAGAUCAGUGCGUUGCAGCGCAGGGACAGCUCGCGGUCCAGCGCCAGUAAUGAUUCCCGAUUCUCAGGCAUAUCGGCAUCGUCGAAAUCGUUUUACAGCGAUGGCAACAUUUCCAUAGACCAAAUACGCGAUAUAGCGCGCAGUAUCCGCCGCCACGAGUGUUGCCACAAGCUCAGCCACAACUCCCCGAAAUACACGCGAAAACAGUGCAAAAACUGCCACGUCUACUCCAAAUAUGGGAAAUAUUAUAAUUACAAUAAGAGUUCCGUCCGUUAUCACUCAAAUAAGUCGGAGAAAUCGGAAAAUAACGACAGCAACUUCCCAACUUAUGUUAGCACGUUCGAUUCGAGUCCGCCGAAGUUGCCAGAUGAGAAUUUUAGUACGCUAUCGAAGAAGAAAGAUUCAUGCAUGUGGUUGAGGGAUGAGGACAGUUUUGGAUACGGCAACAUGGUCUGCUGUAGGAAGAAAGUCGGCUAUGAUGGCAAUGAAUUGAUUUCGAAUAAAUUUCUGCAGAUUGUUAUAACAAUAUUGAUAUUUAUCAUGGCUGUAUGUCUGGUCGUGAUGUCGGCGCUAUACUUCAGGGAACACCAAGAGCUGCUCUCCAUGAAGGAAAUACGGAUGCACGAGAAAUUCUCAAACUACCCGCACUACGGGAAGUUUAACGUCAACGGUGUUCCGCACCGGGCAACACCGCCGGACCUUAAUCAAAUACAUAAUUCAAAACCGCAGCAUAUAUCAACGAAAAAAGCAGCAAAAGAAAAGUCCCCCCACAAAAACCCGGAGUAUACGUCACUCGACCCCCCACCGCCGACGCCCACCACUAUACACGCCUCCAGGAAUUACGUCAAAAACGUGCUGCAUAUAGAUCAAGGCGCUGUGCCCCCCCGUCGAGGCCCCAUUACACUGACACGCGUUGCUGACGUCAUCGGUGGCGGCUGCGCCUACACUGGCAACACUGACAACGAGCUGGACGCGGAUUGCCAGUCUUCAUGCGGCCUUGACGCACCACAAAUGUAUGAAAACCAAGAACCGCUGGAGAGAACGAAACCAGACAAGGUCCUGAACGAAACCUAUUCAUUGGAGCCCAUCAUCAAAGAGAAAGUCAUAACUCCAGCUAUAGCCAAGAAUAAUUCGGAGAUAAAGAAUCUAAAGCAGCAGUUCAAAGAGGAGAUUAUAGCUGAAUCGAACUUUCUGGACGCCAAGAACAUAAGCGAAGUCAGGAUGAAAAGGGAAGUUGGCGUUGAGGGUGGGGGUCUGCUGAAGACCAGCUCGGAGGAGAUGGUGCUCGGACAGUCGGAUGAGAGUGGCACAGAUUGCGACACAAUAUCGAUCGGCGUGUCGAACCCCUCCAUACAAAACGCGUCGCUGCUGACGGAGACACUCUGCGGCGCCGCCAACGUCAGCCUCGCGCUGCCGCUCUCGCACUGCCUGCAUCACAAGCACCUGGACGUUACGUUCCGGACUCAAAAACUGCGCGAGCUGCGGCUCUGCGAUCUCCAGUGCAAGUACGACAGCGCUAAGAACUGCCAACUGAACAGAGAGCUCGCGAAACCGCUGUACACACCACACGGGUGGGUUUCCAAGAUGACGCUGGACUGCAACAUGGAUCGGACGAUGGUCGUGCGGGGCGGUUAUGCGCUGAUGAAGGAUCUAUGCUAUUUGAAGCCGGACAAAAUUGAAUUCAUCGAAUUCAACAUCCACAUUUACAGAGAUUGCCAUAAUUAAAAUUAUAUCCUUUAUGGUAGGAAAUAGUAGAAACCAUUCCCAAAGUGCAAUUAACUAACCGUGUCCGUCCUAAACAAUAAGAGAAUGUACAUUAUUAUUUGGCAUUACGUGUAUAAUUUGUUUAAAAAAUGCCUUUAACAUAUGAGUCAUAUUUUUAACUUUAUUUAAAUGAAAAAUAUUUAAAGAAUAAAAAUCGCAUGAGGACGUUUUUUCUGCUUCUUGAAGUUUUUUUCACAUAAAUUUAAUUGCAUAAAACAAUGAAGGCAUUAUAAUAGAAAUUUUUUUUUUUAAGAUUAAUGAAAAGUAUUUGUUUGCACUUUCAUUGUAAAAGCAAAGAUUUCGAUCACAAAUGAAAUCACAAUAUUAUUAUUUUAAUAUUAUGUUUAUGUAAUGCAAUUGAAUUGAUUUAUAAGACUUUUGAGUCUGGCAACCAGAAUAUUGUACACGGGUGGAUAAUUUUGCUUUAGUUAUAUUUAUGAAACGGACUUUAAAAUCGAUAUUUCCUUUUGUAUAAUAAUAACAAAGCGGAAGAGUUUAAACGCGCUAAUCUCAGGAACGGCUGGAGCGAAUCGAAAAUUCACUCACCGUUGGAUACGUGAGUACGUAGUUUACAGUUGCAAUAGCUUCAUUUUUGUUAUGCUUAUGUAUUCUAGAGCAUAUUUAUAAAAUUACAUCAAAAUCGGUGUAGACAAUUCGGAAGACAGACGAUGUAGUAGUAACAACAAACUUAAAAAUGUAAAAUACAAGAAUUUUUUUAUUUAUUAUGGUCAUAUAACGCAAUUCUUCAUAACAAAAUUUUUUUUUUAAGAAUGAAGGCUGGUCCUUUAUUUUUUAAUUUAAAAUAGUAUCUUUAAAUAAAUACCAUGCAUGUAUUUUAUCGACAAUAUAGUCAUUUUAAAGUCGGUUUUAUCAAAUACGAGCUCUGCGCCUCUAGCUUUGCCCGCGCAGUCAAAGAUAAACUUAGACUGAAACUUAGACUGAGGUCCGGGGUUUCCCGCGCAUAGUUCUCAUGGGAUUUCCGGGAUAAUAACUAUAUUAUGUUCAUUAUCAUGUUUUAAAUAUCUCUGUUACAAUAUUCAUCCAAAUGAGCCCAGUAGUUGUUGAGAUUAGCGCGUUUAAGCAAACAAGCAAACUCUUCAUAAUCGCAAGAACAUUCCAAUUGUUAACCAAUUUCAAAAAAGAAGUCCAAGAAAGAUUUAUGAUUAUAUCUUUCAUUAACGUACCUGUAUCUUAUUGAUGUAUUAUUGGUAAGUAUUAUGUAUAGUCUGUGUCGUAAUUUAUGGCUUUUAAAAUUAAUUUAACUUCAAACUUUAAAGCUUAUGUUUUUUGUCUAAAUUGUCUAAAUAAUAUGUUUCAUUUCAUUAUCUUGUAUAUGUCAAUGUUGUAACAGAAAAAAAGAAAACAAAUCAUUCUGGUCGUCUACAAGAAGUUUAUAUAUCAAUAAACAUGUUCAAAAGAAAUCAAACAUACAUGAAGAGCCAUCAAAUUUGGCACGGACUAUAUUAAAUAUAUGCGAAUAAGAUGUUGCUUUAAAAAUCGGUGGUAGCUGUCUUAGUUAUUUUUAUGUACAGAGCUUUUAUUUUAUUGUUUUGUUUUUUUGUUUUCAUUAUUUACUUUAUUACAAUUCACUCAAUAAGCUUUAUUUAAUGAGAUUUAGAUGUUAGUUUGGCUUUUCAAUCAGCAAUGUUCCUCAUGAAAUAAUAUAUGAUAUUUAAAAACAAAAGAAAGUGAAUUUUUGUAUGUGUCAACAUAUAACACAGAGUGAAACGAUUUAUAAUUAUUAUUUUAUUUCAUAAAGUAGUCGUAUGACUAAACUUUUCGUUAUUUCGAUGUUAAUUAUGACAUUUAGAACCGGUUUCAACACUUGCUUGUGGCGUACAUUCAUUGUUAGUCCUUCCAACUGACAGAUUUGACAGAUUGUAAACAACAUGUAAUUUUGACACCAGUCAUUAUAAUACUAGAAUAAGUGAAAAAUAAAGAUGAUUAAGGACGAUUUAAAUCUGUCUAUUAGAUAUGUAUUAGCUGAUUUUUUUAAAUUCAUAUUUAAUUGCCACAUUUUCAUAAGUACUACAUUUAUAAUAACAAAGUAUUUUCUCCUAAGUUAUAACUUAUAAGUAUUAUUUUUAUUUUCAAGCAUUCCUUACAUGUACUUAAUUUAUUUAUUUACAUUCUAUUGAACAUUUACAUCACAUUUUUACAUCAUAAAGUAAUUGUUAUAUCCUUAAAUCCAUACAUAUAAAAUAAUCAAUGUUUAACUUAGUUUCCAGUUAUUUAAGUUAGAAUAAAGUAAUGGUAAUUUUAAAUUCAUAAGUGUUAACAAGUAAGGGAUUAAAUUAAAUCACUUUACAAAUUAUAUUAGCGAAUUAAAUCUCCUAAUUAGAUAAUAAUCACAUUUUUAGAUAAAUUGUAGGUAUUCAGUGAAAAUAUUUUUAUAACAUCUAUAAGAAUCUCAUUAUUAUCAGUAAAUGUAAUUUUAGUAGUCUUAAUAAUAAGUAUAUUGAUUCUCACUGUCACAGUCCGAUGCUAAGCACCAUUUUUUGCAUUUCUGAAAUGAUUAAGGGCAGAUUUCAUCAUACCAAUAAUCGUUACGUCAUUAUGGAUACGACAAAUAAAAAAAGCACGUAGAGAAAGGAUUCUAUCGGGAAAUGUCUUAUUUUACAGUGAUUUUAAUACAUAAAGCGUUCAUUUAUUGUGUUAUAAAAUAAAAUAGUUAAUAUUAUUGCAAUCUUUAUGUGCAUUAAAACACCUUUCCAGAAAACAUCAUACUAUCUUUGAGAAACGCAAAAAUCUUAGAUUAUAAAAGUAGAGUUUCUUGCCAUACAAAAAUUAUAAUGGUAGUUUUUAGUAGAAUAUGCUUGAUUAUAAUUUUUUUGACAAGCGAAAAUUAUUUUUAGAUAGGUAUUAUUUUUACGUAUCAGUGUUUGUCGGUGCUUUGUUUUUUGUAUAAUUUUGUACAAUACAACAUGUUUACUAUAGUAUUGUACAAUAGUUGAAUUAUCGAAUUUAAUUUAAACAUUCCACAUGUGUAUUAGGAAUUUUGUAGAAUUGUAGAAAAGUUUUUAAUCGAGUUUGUAUUUAUGAUUAUUAUGAGAUAUAAGUAAGUUAUUGUAAUACGCUAUAAACCAAUUUUUAUUUGUAUAGUUUGGUGUCAUUUUGUCAAUUGUUUUUGGCAAUGAAUUGGUUUUGUAUACAUAAAUAGUUUUUAGUUGUAAUUAUAUUCAGAAUUAAUUUAAUGACAAUACUUUAUUGCCAUGUAAUAAAUUGAUGAUUUUCGUUUGUUAUUUUUCCUUUUGUCUUUUGUUUUGUAGUUGGUAAUAUAAAACAUCGCAAUAAUUAGAACUCGACAUAGAUUGCCUCCUUAGCUUAUAAUUAAAACGUAAGUUUAUAUAAUUUUACAGCGAUACACGGAUGUGAAUGUGCAGGCGCCAUUUUGUCAAAAUUUCAAGUGUCAAUUUGAAAUUUUGUUGACUUUUACCGCCUUUUUUAAAUGUCCGUGUUUAGCUAUAGUUGUAAUGGGCUGUAAUCUCAAAACUAUAAGUAUCAACAAAUUUUAAUUGUGUAAGAAAUAAAUUACUUUUUAGAAGUAAAA